CGCCACUCACCUCUCACCUGGCUUCCUCUCUUUCCUUCCUUCUUUCCGUGGUCCGUAGUCUCUUGACUCUCUUGUUCUUCUUCCACGUUUCAAAGCCUCCUUCCAAACUCUCUCUCUCUCUCUCUCUCUCUCUCUGGAAGCCCCACUUUUGAGCAAUUCGGAAUUCUUCGAUUGCAUGCACCAAUUCACAUCAAUCUGAAAGUUGGAGGCCUUUAGCUAUCAGAUAUGUGCGUAUUCUGUGGAUGAAGUACCCGAUUUUGAGCGGUUCCGAUUCUAUCAGUCUUGCAUGGUGUGGUCCGCCAAUCGAUAAACUUAGGGUUUCCUAUUCUUCCGUUCAGAUCGGUUUCAGACCCUCCGGUUCCCGAAUUGGGCCAUUCGGAUUCUGUGGAUUUGAGCUCAAAUUGGGGGGAAUGGAUUCGAGCCGGAGAGCGGUGGAGUCGUACUGGAGGUCCCGGAUGAUCGACGCUGCCACGUCGGACGAGGACAAGGUCACGCCGGUGUACAAGUUAGAGGAGAUCUGCAAUCUCCUGCGAUCUUCGCAUGUCAGUAUUGUGAAGGAGGUCUCGGAGUUUAUACUGAAGCGGCUCGAUCACAAGAGCCCGACUGUUAAACAGAAGGCUCUAAGGUUGAUAAAAUACGCAGUGGGGAAAUCUGGUGUGGAGUUCAGGAGAGAAAUGCAGAGACAUUCAGCUGCCGUUCGCCAGUUAUUUCACUAUAAGGGACAGUUGGAUCCUUUGAAAGGGGAUGCACUCAAUAAGGCUGUGCGGGACACUGCUCAUGAGGCUAUCUCUGCUAUUUUUUCUUCAGAGAAUGAUAAGCCAGCUCCUGCUGAAGAUCUUAACAAAAGAAUACAGGGGUUUGGAAAUACAAACUUUGAAAUGCCAUUGGAAGAAAGAAAAUCAUUUCUUAGUGAGGUAGUUGGUCUUGGAAGUGCAUCUAUCAAGCAGGGAAUUAGUUCUUUGACACAAGGCCAUCUAGUGAAAAAGAAUGACAAUGGAAGUUACAAGAGUCCAAAUCUUCGAAGGUCAUUGACUCUAGAAUCUGAGCAUGUAGAUAGAUAUGAACCUGCUGGUUAUCACAGUGAAACUGAGUUUGGAAUUUCAAAGAAUGCGGGCAGUGGACCUUGGACCCAUGAUGCAAGAGCAACUAAGAUGGAAAUAACCAAUGGGGAUUCCAGUUCAAGUUAUAAAGAAAGUAAGACUCGUGAAGAGAGGUUAUUGGAGACCAUUGUAACAUCAGGUGGUGUACGUUUACAGCCCACUCGAGAUGCUAUUCAGAUAUUCCUUGUAGAAGCUGCAAAGUUGGAUGCUUUGGCUUUAAGUCAUGCCCUCGAGUCAAAGCUUCAAUCUCCCCAGUGGCAGGUUCGCAUGAAAGCUGUCUGUGUCCUUGAGUCAGUACUGAGGAAAAGAGAUGAUGACCAUUUUUCCCCCCUGGAAUCUUAUUUUAGCGAAAAUAGGGAUGUAGUGGUGAGAUGUUCUGAGUCUCCUCAAUCUUCUCUGAGGGAAAAGGCUAACAAGGUUUUAAGCCUUUUAGGUGGAGUACGGGCAGACAGCACAGCGACUUAUUCAGAAAAGUCUGCGAAGGAUGAUGCUACUAAUGUUGUUCAAAUGCCUGACUUAAUAGGCACCGGUGAUGUGGAUUAUUAUGAUGAUAAUUCAAAGAAUCAAAGUGAUCAAAAUCUUGCAAAUCUGUCAAUGCCAGCCCCUCUAAUUGAUGAUUUAUUAGGAGAUGGUCUAGGCACUGGUGCUAGCACUUCUGAACCAAACAACGAUGAUGACCCUUUCGCAGAUAUUUCAUUUCUUGCCAGUGAUAGUGGGGAACAUGCUGAUGACCUAUUUUCUGGGAUGACCAUUGAUGAUAAACAGGUUGCUAAUGGAAAUCAUAUGGCAGGGAAGAAAAAUGGAACUGAACUAUUAGAUUUAUUUGUGUCUGACCAUGAACUUCAUCAGGGGCAAGAAAGUCAUAGCAAAGAUAUUAAUGACUUGAUGGCUGGUGUUUUCAUUAGCGAAAAUGCCUCAAACUUGAAGCAGAAAGGAACCACUUCUGGAGACUUUUCUGAAACUAUGUUUUCAGAUUCAGACAGCAAUCCCAGCCAUCAGGUUCCUAAUGACUCUUUGGAUGGCAUGUUUAGCUCUCAAAUGGCUAUGAAGAAUGUAAAUUCUAAGUUUCUACCUGGUGCUAUGUCAUACAAUGUACCUCCUGGCUUCAUGUUCAACCCAGCCUUUUCUUCUCAGCCAAUAAAUUAUGCUGCCCUGGGAAGUCUUUUUGCUCAGCAGCAAUUGUUAGCAAGCCUCCAACACUUUGGGAACCUGAAUGCCCAAAAUGCUGGCGUCAGUCAUGUUGACGGUAUAAAUGGAGUGAAUUCUUCUUCACCCCUUCCUGAUGUAUUCCAAUCGAACUUUGCAACUCAAACUCCUAGUUCAAUGAUGAACGGUUCAAAGAAAGAGGAAACCCGAGCUUUUGACUUUAUCUCGGACCAUCUUGCUGCCGCUCGUGAUCAGAAGAGGAUGGUUUGAUUCUUUGAGCUUAUGCUACAUUAUCAAGGAUUGGUUCGGGACUUUUUGAGUAUGGCUUUACACCAAGUAGAUUGAAGCAGCAUAUACAAUUAUAAGAAGGGAUUCUUUUGCAAUAAGGGAACAUUUGGAAACAUUACUGAGUCAUGUCUCCAUGAUAAUUGCAUUGCAAGUGAUACCAAGGAAAUGCCCGGGACGAAGAAAGAGCAGUAAUGCUUAUGGGGAAUUUUUUGUAUUCGAGAUGGAAGAAUUAGAGACGUUGUGCAGUUAGCUCGAUGAGUAUUUUGAAUCUGUAAUUGUCGGCAGUUAUUGUAUAUGUUUCUCCUUUGUAAUGAGCUGGUAGAGUGUUAAGACUCGUUUGAAUGUCGAGUUGCGUUGAAUUCUUUAUGAAUAGUAGUGAGUUGAGAUGAUGAAAUGAGUU
Juglans microcarpa x Juglans regia is the source of this 2934-nucleotide messenger RNA. Its product is annotated as protein MODIFIED TRANSPORT TO THE VACUOLE 1. Bases 243 to 2516 code for a protein of 757 amino acids. NCBI's taxonomy places the organism in Eukaryota, Viridiplantae, Streptophyta, Magnoliopsida, Fagales, Juglandaceae. Gene Ontology annotation, molecular function: phosphatidylinositol binding; ubiquitin binding. Gene Ontology annotation, cellular component: trans-Golgi network membrane. The record is from RefSeq and is a predicted model, not a curated record. The transcript is spliced from 6 exons.